Messenger RNA from Aureobasidium pullulans EXF-150, 951 nucleotides. Its product is annotated as F1F0 ATP synthase assembly protein-like protein Atp11. The transcript has 2 exons. The record is from RefSeq and is a predicted model, not a curated record. Gene Ontology annotation, cellular component: mitochondrion. NCBI's taxonomy places the organism in Eukaryota, Fungi, Ascomycota, Dothideomycetes, Dothideales, Saccotheciaceae. Gene Ontology annotation, biological process: mitochondrial proton-transporting ATP synthase complex assembly. Bases 1 to 951 code for a protein of 316 amino acids.
AUGGCAUCAUUAGUAUCACCGACUCGACACAUCGCCAGGGCUUUUGCGCCCACAACUCGCCUCACGCAGCGACGAUGGGCGCAGGUGCACGACAUCCGCUUUUUGGCCACCCACCAGAAGCCCGACCAGAGAGUCUUUGACAAGUACAAGGCCAAGCUGGAACAAAAGGCAAAGCAGGAAGGACAUGGCGACGUUGACAAGCUCAAGUCGGCCUACAAGGAGAAGAUUGUAGAGCUGCGCCAGCAGGCAAUCGUCCCCGGCGCAAACGCUCCUCUGGACGCUGUCGCAAAUACUCCCAAGACGCCCAACGCCCCUUUCCAACCACCUCCGCCGCCUCAGCCGCAGUCGCAACAAUCACAGGCGAAGAAGCCUUCGCCCUCGGCCGAGGAGAAGGCGGGAAUCAAGACGCUAUCAUCUUUCAUCGACGUCGCAAAGACAAAAGAGCUGCCUCAGAAAGAGAUUGAAUACAUCUGGAGACUGCGCCACGCCAGCUCCCCCAGCUCCUUGUGCGCCGUCGUCCCGACUCCUACCUACCAGCAGAUUGUUGAGACUGCCCGCAAGCACCCGCAAUUCGUCCUUCCUCUACCCAAGGAGGGUCAGGGUGCCGAGAUUCACUUCUUGCAAUGGACCUUCCCUUCGCCCACCACAUGUACUGUGCUUUUCACCGCCCUGGCUGAGUUCAAGCUGAAGGGCGAGUUCGCCCAGCCCCACACAACCAUCACCCACCAUCUGGAUCUGGCCCAUGACAAGGGCCUCGUUCUUCUCGAGGGUACCGUUAUCGAGGACAAGCAGGUCACUGUCGAAGAGGGCAAGUGGUUGUUGAUGUGCCUGCAAAAGUUCUACGGCAAGGCUGCCGAACAGAGCCCUAGAAGAAAGCUCAUGGAGCAAUUCAGUCAAGGAGACAGCAGCUUCAAGAUUGAUGAGCUCUUGGAGGAGGCUGAGAAGUUCUAG